AUGCAAUUUUGGGGAUGGACCACCUCCAGUGGAGGAGUAACACUCUUGUCAGCAGAACCCUACUUGGGUGUGACCAGCGAUCGAGUGGCUGAGUCAGAUUCGCCUAUUUCCGGUUCAGCGUUGGCUGACCUCCAGUUUGGCUUGCUGCACAGAUACCGUGGGCUGAGGCUGGGGCUGGCACGGGCUGAAAACGAGAUGGACCAGGACUUGUAUUUCCAGUCUGAACCCGGCUUCCUGCUAGACGAUGCCUUCACAGUCAUUCUUCAGCAAAGGAAGGACCAGGAAAACUCCCCACUUGGAGGAGUGUGCGGCGGCAGCGGCGGCGGCGGCAGCAGCAAGCCCUCCUUCCCCGAGCUGGAUUUCCGAUCGGGGGCCCGGAUAGAAGAAUUAAACAAACUCAUCCAAGAAUUCACCAAGCAUGACCAGCGGGAAUACGACGACCAGAGAGCCCUGGAGAUCCACACGGCCAAAGACUUCAUCUUUUCCAUGCUGGGAAUGGUCCAGAAACUGGACCAGAAACUCCCCGUGGCCAAUGAAUAUCUGCUGCUUUCCGGGGGUGUCCGGGAAGGCGUGGUGGACCUCGACCUAGAUGAACUCAACGUUUAUGCCCGAGGGACCGACUACGACAUGGACUUCACCCUUCUUGUGCCGGCCCUGAAACUGCACGAUCGGAAUCAGCCUGUGACCCUGGAUAUGCGUCACUCUGCCCUGUGCCACUCCUGGCUGAGCCUUCGACUCUUCGACGAAGGAACGAUCAGUAAAUGGAAAGAUUGCUGCACCAUCGUGGACCACAUCAACGGGGCCACUAAUUAUUUCUUCUCUCCAACCAAAGUGGCCGACUGGUUUUAUGACUCCAUCAGCAUCGUUCUUUCCGAGAUCCAGAAGAAGCCCCAGCGAGGGAUGCCUAAGGUAGAGAAGGUGGAAAAGAAUGGGACGAUCAUCUCCAUCAUCCUUGGGGUGGGGAGCAGCCGCAUGCUGUAUGACAUCGUCCCGGUGGUGUCCUUCAAAGGGUGGCCUGCGGUGGCCCAGAGCUGGCUUAUGGAGAACCAUUUUUGGGAUGGGAAGAUUACCGAGGAAGAGGUCAUCAGCGGAUUUUACCUGGUGCCCGCUUGUUCCUACAAAGGCAAGAAAGACAACGAGUGGCGGCUGUCCUUUGCCAGGAGCGAAGUGCAGCUGAAGAAGUGCAUCUCGAGCAGUCUCAUGCAGGCUUAUCAGGCUUGCAAGGCCAUAAUCAUCAAGCUCCUCUCCCGCCCCAAAGCCAUCAGUCCCUACCACCUACGGAGUAUGAUGCUGUGGGCCUGUGACAGGCUUCCCGCCAACUAUUUAGCCCAGGAAGAUUACGCCGCCCAUUUUCUCGUGGGUCUCAUUGAUGACCUCCAACACUGCCUGGUGAACAAGAUGUGCCCCAACUACUUCAUCCCUCAGUGCAACAUGCUCGAGCACCUGUCCGAGGAGACGGUCAUGCUUCACGCCCGGAAGCUGUCCUCGGUCCGCUCGGACCCCGCAGAGCACCUGCGCACGGCCAUCGAACACGUCAAGGCAGCCAAUCGGCUAACGCUCGACCUUCAGCGGCGAGGCAGUGCCACUAGCAUCCCCUCCCCGCAGUCCGACGGAGGGGACCCCAACCAACCCGACGACCGGUUAGCCAAAAAACUUCAGCAGCUAGUGACUGAGAACCCGGGCAAGUCCAUCUCGGUCUUCAUCAACCCCGACGAUGUAACGAGGCCCCACUUCAGAAUUGAUGAUAAAUUCUUCUGAGCUUGGGCUGACCUCUCUUUUGGGCUCUGUUCUAAGACUUUCACAAAGUGUUGUGGAUUUGUGAUGCUGCCUUGUUGUUGUUGUUGUUGUUGUUGUUGUUGUUGUUGUUGUUGUUUUUUACAUAUCCAGCAGAGAUUGGGUCUGUCGAGAACAGCGUUUGAGUUAUGUUCCUGUUUCUGCAGGAUGGUGCAGGUUCUGAAACAGUAUAUUACUAUUUCAUGUUCUGCCUUUGCUUUCUCCUUUUCUUUGGUCGUGUCAUAUUUGGGAUUUUUACUUUUUUUUUUUGUCGGGGGGUGGAGUGGGCGGGAUGAGGGUUGUUUUUAAAGGAGAACUUGAGCCAUAGAUGCAAAUGCCCAUUUUGGGGACAGUUUUUGGUUUCAUGGUUCUUGUAAAAUUCUUGGUGGGGGUGGGGAAGCUAUCUCUUGCAGAAUACAUAGAAGAGGUCUAUUUUUUUUUUUUUGGCUUUUGUUUUUGCAAGCUUCCAUCACUAAGAAGGUGUAUUUGAGAAACUCUUCUGAACAGGACAACUGCUUGGCUUGUCAGCUGGACCUGCCUUCCCAUCCAGCGUGUUCUUCCAGCGGUUGGAGCCCUUCUCCUCUGAACCAAUAGACUUUAAAAAUGAUAAUGCUCAGUUUAUUUUCGAAGUAACCUCUUUGAAUGUAAUUGUCCAUAUCAGAGCCUAUGUGGUUUGGCGAGCUGCAGCUACAGCUUUCCAAACUGAAUGGUUAGUUUAGUGCAUAUACUUAUUCGAAGCUUUAUUUAAGUCCUCUAAAGAUUAUAAAUGGUUUUUUUUUGCACUAAUGAAAUCUUGGUCAUUGUUAUAGUCCUGAUGUGUGUACUGAUAUAAAUUAGCCUCUACCUUGAAAUAUUUUCAUUUGGCCCCUUUCUCUAAACCAGUAGAGCACAGCUUUGCAUCAGGUUUAGUACUGCCCGCAUAGCUUAUUUUCUGUAAAUUGAGUCAUCUCGAUCUGAAAGGAUUUCAUCUAGUGUAAUGCUGCUACAUGAGCAAAGGUAUGACCCUUUGAGCAACUUUUUUUUUAUACCAUGCUGAUAUUUUAAGAAAAGCAGCAGGACAAAAUACAGGUUAGAUACUUCCUAGUCUUGUUAGCCUCUUAAAAGGCAGGCUUGAAUGCGGCAGGAAGCACCUGGUGAAAAGUUUGAUGAUGUCUUGCGGAAAGGAAUGAGGUACCAAGUCUCUCAUACUGUAAAACAUGGGCUUCCCUCAUGCAAGAGGACACUAAUGUAGCCAAUAUUGUUUUGUGUCAAGUAAGCAAAGUGUAUGUGAAAUUUUGGUGUGUCAGACUGCUUUUUGGAGGUUUCCAUUUAGCCAAUAGGCUCUUUCUGAUAUAACAGGGAUCAGGUAGCAUUUCCUUUAUAACCUCUAACAUCCCAAGGUUUGUAGAUUGGAUCCCAGCAGAUGAAAAUUUGGCUUUUGCAGAUCAGGAUUUUGCAUGAUUGUUGAUGUUUUUUUAAAAAAGAAUGGAACUCAUUUAGCCAUUUUAAGCCAGAUGCAAAAUAAAAUAGAGUGGCAUCGGAAACAUAUUUUGUGGUUCUGUAAUUUAAGCCUUGCUUUUUAAAAUCUGUAGUAGUCUAGAGUGAAUAUGACUCUCCCUGCCAUUUUUACUGCAAAAGUGAAAUGUCCAAAUUAAUAUUUUAAAUGCCCACAAUCCAAAUCUGCACCUCUUGUUAAUGGCAGUGGGUGCCAUCUGUACAUUGCAUAGAUCUUACCCCGACUCAGUCUGAGCCUCCUAAUUUCAUCAGUAACAAAGUGGUACGAUGAAAUUCAAUGCCAAAAUCCCCCUUUCUAUAACUCACUCCAAGAACAGAAAACAAUAGGGAGAAAUUUAAACAUUUAUGACUCAUUUCAGUUCAUGUGAUGAAAUCUAAAAGCAGUAAAUAAAAAAAAAAUAAAUCUUCACAAAACUACAGCUAUACCCAUUAAGGCAAAUAUUAAGAUUGUGCUGAAAGGUGAAUUGUGAUCUGUGGUUCCUUAGACAUGCUUGCAGGCCAAAUCAGUUAGUUGUUAGACCUAUGGAGAUCUCUUUGUGGAUGUCUGGAGGCCACAGAGAUACAAAAGCUUUAAAGGCUGAUUGCCUGGAGACCUGGAGAGUUCUUAUGGUCACAUAGUUUAUGGCCCUGCCUACUCCCCAGGUGUCUUCUUCCUCUUUAUUCCCUAGUUACAUCCACUCCUUUUCCUAAACCAUGGAGGGAGUUGUGGCCAGAGAUUCCUAAUUAUGAGCACACACCAAAAGGUGUUUCAAAGAAAAUGUCAAAGGAAAUGACCAAAUUAAAUUUUAAAAUGAAUAGUCUUAGAUAAUGGACAACCUCUUUCUAACCCUUCCCUCCAAAAAAACCCCCUGUUUUUGUCCUAGUGCCCUGUCCUUGUGCCCUGUGUCAUCUAAAGCUUUGUAUUUCUACUGCUCCUCUUUGUGAUGUGUUAACCUUAAAGCAGUGUAGGAAACCCAGAUCUAGCCUGGCUAGCUAUGCCAUCUGUAAUUCUAGGGAAACCCCAGGGAGCCUGGAACUAGCAGGGUUUUGUUGUUGUUGGACUUUGGGAAGGAAGGCAGUUUAGAAUUUGGGGCUUUUGUUUUUGUGUGAUUUUGGCACCUAAUAGCCAUGUUGAGACCAUUGGCAUGGGAUGUUCUUCAUUGAUUUCUUAACCAAAUACUUCAAUGACUUAUUCCAGCAAUUUCAACAAAACCUAUUCAAUUAUAGCUAAAUAUAUUCCUGUUGUUAUUUUUAAAGUAAUAAUUCUGAAAGGUUCUGCCCCAGGCUUCCAAGAAGGGUAAAAUUUGUUUGCUAACAACAUCCUGUGUUUUGACCCUAGCAGGGUGAGGUGAGAAAGAAUCCUUUAGCUUCAACUCUCAAUUUUGGCAGAAUUUGUAAGGGUUGAAUAAAAGCCUCAAAAAUAUAAUUCAACAUUUCCUGCUGCUGAAAGAGUGAAAUGCAUUUCCCAAAUGUAAACCCUUAGUGUUUAAUUCUUGAAGAGUAUAUAUUUUUAUUUAUAUCAGUUUGAAGGUCAGGAAGAAGACAGUUAUGAAAAUAAGAAAAAAAUAAACCAUAGCUGCAAACAAAACAAAUCAUUUUGAAAGUUAGAGUAUCAGUAGAAAAAUAUAUCUACAAAGUGACUCUCCCAAAAAAAGGGUAGGGUUGGUAUGACUUUUUUUUUUUGCUUGAAAAUAUAAAAUCUUUCCACUUGAAUGACUUUACUUUUCUGUUCACUGCCCACCAAUUUUUAUGCCAAUGUGGAGUGGCUAUAUUCUAUCAUAGCAGUUGAGUAUCUUGUGAUUCCUUUAAUAUGAGUAAAUACUACAGAGUGCUUUAAAAAUUUAAUGUAAAAAUAAGUAAUGUCACUGAAGAGAGAGGUUAUCAUUUCAUGCAUUGUAUUUGUUUCUGUGUGUAAUGAUUGACCUAAAGUAAUGUCUACAUUAGUAUAAAUCAAUGUACUUUAUAAAAAAUACAAAUUGGUAUGAUGGGUGCAACUUUGUAUUUAAUCUUAGUUUCUAACAUCCUCUUAAGGGUAAACAAAUACUGAACAAUUUCAACAUAGACUAAAUAUGUAAAAUAAUAGUGAGUUUUGGGAUGUUAAAGUAAUUGAGUACAACUUUUAUUUUGGAAUUCAUUUGUUUUGAAAAUAUUGUUUCAGAGUUGAGCUUUUUAAAAAUGUUUUUUCAAGAAUAGUACCAAAUUCAAGAUGAUUCUGAAAUGAAUGAUUACAUAAAAUCUGAUUCUUCAGAAUAGAAAAGGAAUUCUACAUACCAAAAUAUUCCCUGAAUUUUGUAUUUAUUUAAAGUGUUUAAUAUUGUCUAAGUGAAUGCUAAUAAAAUGUCUUCUAAAAUUUUA
Ornithorhynchus anatinus (platypus) is the source of this 5601-nucleotide messenger RNA. RefSeq names its product Mab-21 domain containing 2 (gene MB21D2). The record is from RefSeq and is a predicted model, not a curated record. The coding region runs from base 1 to 1758 and encodes 585 amino acids. NCBI's taxonomy places the organism in Eukaryota, Metazoa, Chordata, Mammalia, Monotremata, Ornithorhynchidae. The transcript is spliced from 3 exons.